GCUGUCAACGCGAGACCUUACAAAACAACGCGAUAGUGCCACUUGUGUGUGUUGUGUGUGGAAGUGGCGAAACAUGGCGGCGCCUCCAGAUGAGGAGAGCCUACAGUCUCGCAUCAACAAGGCCACCAACCCUCUGAACAGGGAGACUGACUGGGACAGUAUCAAGGGCUUUUACGAGCAGCUCAACAAUGAGCCAGAAGGUCCCCAGCUUGCGACGAGGCUCCUGGCUCACAAACUGCAGUCCCCUCAGGAGUGGGAGGCCAUGCAGGCGCUCAUGGUUCUCGAGACGUGCAUGAAGAACUGUGGGAAGCGGUUCCACAGUGAAGUGGGCAAGUUCCGCUUCCUCAACGAGCUCAUCAAGGUGGUCUCGCCCAAGUACUUGGGCUCCCGCGCUCCAGAGCCAGUGAAGAAGAAGGUUCUAGAAAUGAUGUACAGCUGGACGGUGAGGCUGCCGGAUGAAACCAAGAUAGCAGACGCUUAUCAAAUGCUGAAAAAACAGGGUAUUGUCAAACAGGACCCAGUGCUUCCUGAUGACAACGUCCUCCCACCGCCGCCGCCCAGAGCCAAGAGUGCCAUCUUUGAGGAUGAGGAGAAAUCCAAGACGCUGUCCCGCUUAUUGAACAGCACCCACCCCGAAGAUCUAAGAGCAGCAAACAAGCUCAUUAAGGAAAUGGUACAGGAGGAUCAGAAGCGCACAGAGCAGGUGUCAAAGCGGGUGAACGCCAUCCAGGAGGUGAAUGAGAGCGUGGGCCUGCUGAGCCAGCUCCUGGAGGGCUACAGCAAGGGGAGCUGCUCCCAGAGCAACCAGGAGCUCAUUAAGGAUCUUUACCAGCGUUGUGAAAAGAUGAGACCCACGCUGUUCCGGUUAGCCAGCGAUACAGAAGAUAACGAUGAAGCCUUAGCGGAUAUCUUGCAGGCCAAUGACAGCCUGACGCAGGUCAUCAACCUGUACAGGCAACUGGUAAAGGGAGAGAAGGUGAAUGGAGACAGCACUACCACACCAUCACUACCAGCAGGCAGCAGUAGCACCGCACUCCUAGACCUGGCAGGACUAAACACAUCACCCAACACAGCAUCAGACACCUCCAACCUACAGGAUGCAGCCAUCAGCCUCUUGGAUGACGAGCUGAUGUCACUAGGACUCAAUGAAGUAACACCAAACUCCAACCCCACCUCUCAGCUGGAGGACUUCAACACUUUUCAGUCUUCUGACGGUGGAGAACCAGCCGCCCCGGUGGUUCCAGCCGCGGUGUUGUUGCCGGCUGUCGCCUUGACCCCACCUGCUCCUCCGUCUGGGGCCCCUGCCGCUCCACCCAAAGCCUUGGAUGAGCUAGACCUGCUGGGGAAGACCCUGCUACAGCAGUCCCUACCUCCAGAGAGCCAGCAGGUCAAAUGGGAUAAGUUCCAGCCACAGUCCAGACCCACCUUACGUGACCUCCAGACCAAAUCCAGCACCAGUGCUGCUGUUCCCAGUGCCGCUGCCACAACAGCUCCGAGCGUCAGCCUGGCCCUCCGUUCAGAGCAGCCUGGGCCCCAGCUUCACUCCAGUCCCAGUCUCUCAGCUCCCACGAAAGGCUCUUCCCCUGCCUCUGACUCUCAUAACAACAUCUCUCUUGCUGAUGUGACCGUGCCUCUGGAAUCCAUCAAACCUAGCAGUUUAUUACCAGUGACUGUGUUUGACAAACACAGUUUGCGGGUUCUGUUCCACUUUGCCCGUGACUGUCCACCGUCGCGGCCUGACGUGCUCGUGGUGAUCAUCUCCAUGCUGUCCUCAGCCCCAGUUCCUGUCACAAACAUCCGCUUCCAGUCCGCUGUACCUAAGGUGAUGAAAGUGAAGUUGCAGCCCCCCUCUGGCACUGAGCUCCCGGCCUUCAACCCCAUCCUCCCCCCAGCUGCCAUCACCCAGAUUCUGUUACUGGCCAACCCUCACAAGGAAAAGGUACGGCUGCGGUACAAGUUAACUUUCAAUCUGGGCGACAAAUUUUAUGAUGAAUCCGGUGACGUCGACCAGUUCCCCCCUCCAAAUACCUGGGGCAAUCUUUAGCGAGAAGGACCAACCUCCUGUCAUCUGAUCUGCUGCUUCCUUUAGAUUUAGGUGGAAGUUGCCCCUAAUCACUGGUCACAGCGUUACAUUCACAUUAGGGUGGUGUGAAAGUUUGGUUUGGGUGAUGACACACUGAUGUGAGACCAGUUUUGGGAAGCAGCUUCUACCUUGUGCCUUCCUUCAUACCUUUUCUGUCUGUACGUUCCUGUGUUUUAUACUCUUGUUUUCUUCUUCCCGUCAUUCUUAAUACAAUCAAACCAUCACAUUACUGUCCUAUGACAUCAAACAAUCUUCAGAACAUUGAAUCAAUGCUUUGACUCAUCAGAAAACAAAAUGAACCUUUUUUUUUUUUUUUUUUAAAGCUGAAUGUGUGCAUUUUCUCUCACUGAUUCACUCACUGCACCAUGAUCCUUUCAAAUGGCUCAUGUAUUAUAUUUUGACAGCUGGUGUCCUUGUUUGACGUAAUUUUGGUUUGAUUGCCCAACCAUUGAUCUGAAGCAUCCAAAUAGCAGAUAUGUUCUCAAGCUGGAACUGGAGCACCAGAAUGUCCUCAAUUUAGACGCUGUAACAAUUUCCAUCUUUGGAUUCAGUGUUAACUUCUAAAUAUCUACAGAUCAGUCUGACCAAGAAGGUAAAACAAGAUAGUCAGAUGGUAUCAUGCCAGCAAACUACAUUCCACUCCACUAUAUAAUGAACAAGUGCACAAUAUGUAUGUGCAAUGCAAGGGAAAGUCAACAUUUUGUCUUUGUGUACCCCUUGUCAUGCGUCUGAAGAUCGUCUCAAUAAUUUCCUCCUGUUCGAUGAGCCUGUUUUUUCUUUAUGAGUGGAGCGUUGUCAGCGCAUCUGAAAGGACUUGAUGAGAAAUGUUAUCUAGUGAGCAGCUCUGUGGGAUGGAGCAGGACGACCAAAUUAUCUUGUCCAGGAGGCUUACCUGCUUUGUGAAGUUGGUACACUGUUUUUUUUUUUAAUGUAUUGUCUUGGUUUUAUUUGUUAUGUUUGGGCAAAAUUCCAUUUGUUUCAUUACUGAGUCGGGGAACGUGUCUAAACUGUGACAAUGAAUGAAAGACAUGAAUGAAGAAUGAAGAAAGGGCACUGAAUACCCACCACUCUGCCCCUUUAAAAAAAUAUAAAUAUAUUUUGAUUUUUGAUUCUGCACUUUUCAUCACUUGUAUCAAAGAAUUGGACACUUCUUUCUAAGUCAUGUUUCACUCAGGAUUUUAUUUUGGAGAUUUUUUUUUUUUUUUUACACAACCUGAACAUGUAUGCACUUCUUUUGUUUGAAUUUUGCACAUGAAGCCAUUCUCUGUAUGUUGUCCUUUCUCAUUUGCUGCCUUCUUUCUACUGUCGAUGGACCCAAAGAGGGACACGUUUAGUCCUGAGUUGACGUUGCUGACAUCCAGUUUAUUCUGCCACAUGUGCCUGAGCUGAAACUUUUGAUUUGAUUUGAUUUUUUUUUUUUUUUUUUGCUUUGUACAUCUCUGUACAAAUAACGAGUUUGAUUCAUAUUGUUUCUGUUUCCAAACGUUCAUCAUGUGAAGCAUGUGAUAUCAAAUGAGGGUGAGCCUGCUAAUCUUCCUGAUAAUCUGUGUUCAUAAAGUUUAUAGUUGUGCUCUAGGAUCACAUCUUAAGUCAUACAAACUGAAAUAAAAUGAUAUUAAGGCACCUGGUUCCAGAGGAGCACCACUGACCUGAGAUGCUUCAUACAGGCAGCCCCACACCUAACUACAGGAAAAUGCAACUUGAGGGACAGAGAACCUUCACCUCUACAUAUUACCAUGAAGGAUUAUUUCAAUAUUUACCUGGAGAGUGACAUGGAUUUAAUGUCAAACUGAAUUGACGCCUUUUGGUCUACAAUCCAGCUGCAGAUGUGAAAACUUGCAAAGAUGUAAUUGGAGACUGAGGACUCAAGUUUCAGUGCUCUGUUGUUCUCUACUUCCAUCAGAACGUUUUUCAGCGGACACUGAUCAUCUUGGCCAAAAUAAUUAGGAAACUCCCAAAUCAGAGUAGGCAGAUCAUGCUACAACUAUGAAUAAUAUUUUGGACAGUAGGAUUAACCGUGAUGUUCUAUAGGCUGUAACCCAACUAUUUGCAGAGACUUUUAGUGUAUUUUCCCAAAGCAUUCAGUACCGACUUAACUGGACUGGAAACGCAAGUGUAGAGUUGGGCUCCUGCCAUGGAAAUGACAGUGUCAUCAAGGUAAACUGCUAUGAGGUGAUUUGUAGCAGACAUGACUUUUAUCCAUCAUCUGCUUGAAGGUUGAAGAGCAUCUUUAUGAACUGUGUUAUGUUAAUCAAAUCGAGUAUUUACCUUGUGGAAAUCAGUACAUAAGUAAAUAAAGAUUUUGUUCUUCAUCA
This is a messenger RNA of Myripristis murdjan (pinecone soldierfish), 4398 nucleotides long. RefSeq names its product ADP-ribosylation factor-binding protein GGA1-like. The record is from RefSeq and is a predicted model, not a curated record. The transcript is spliced from 17 exons. Lineage: Eukaryota; Metazoa; Chordata; Actinopteri; Holocentriformes; Holocentridae. Gene Ontology annotation, cellular component: trans-Golgi network. Gene Ontology annotation, biological process: protein localization to cell surface; intracellular protein transport; Golgi to plasma membrane transport. Bases 74 to 2044 code for a protein of 656 amino acids. Gene Ontology annotation, molecular function: phosphatidylinositol binding; ubiquitin binding; small GTPase binding.